This is a messenger RNA of Tachysurus vachellii, 3185 nucleotides long. It is a transcript of the gene lratd2a, whose product is annotated as LRAT domain containing 2a. The record is from RefSeq and is a predicted model, not a curated record. NCBI's taxonomy places the organism in Eukaryota, Metazoa, Chordata, Actinopteri, Siluriformes, Bagridae. The coding region runs from base 339 to 1076 and encodes 245 amino acids. The transcript has a single exon.
GGACAGAAACGUCCCUGUAACAUUGCACUGGCUUGUUUAAGACAGAAGAGUUGUCCAUUUCCGUGGAACUUUUUUUGUAGGACUAAAUGCAGAUUUUCGGUAUAAAAAUCAAACCGAUCUCUAAACCAUGAUGACCGGAUAUCUAAAAGAAUAUGGGAUAUCUAAAAGAUCUUGGGAUAAAAUUAACCCAAAAAGUUAUUUAUGGGGCGUUUGUAUGCGCGUGUUUCGAAUGAAAUGUGGCUCGCGCAUGUCGGUAUUUGUGCGCGCGGUUAACAGGUGCAGCGCGCGCUCCUAGUGCUCACUUUCCCCGGUGUUACCGGACACCAGCUUUAGUGCUGAUGGGCAACCACAUCGAUAAACUCGCGCAUCUCAGUUACGCCGAAGUCCCGACCGCGGAGCCGAGCGGCACGGACGCCGAGGACGAAGGCGCGCGCAUUGGCGUGUCCUACAUCUUCUCCACGGACGACGACGACACGUCGGCGGACGACAGGACGGACGACAAGACGCCGCCACCGCAUGAGCUCGAAUGCGUUGUCUUUCACACUACCGCGUGCGUGUACGAGAGGCGCGCUCACGACUUGCGCGCGCACUCCGCCGAGACUCUGGUGACCAAGUUCGUGCCCGGGGACGUCGUGGAGUUCGUGGCCGCCGGCCAAAGUCCCCACUGGGCUGUCUACAUCGGCGACUUCCAGGUAGUCCAUCUGCACAGGGCAGAGGUGAAGUGCGGCUCUGUGAUGGACGCAGGCCGCGGGAGACGCUGCCGGAUCGUUAACCAGCUCUACAAGUACGAGCCGCUGAGCGCCGCCGCCGUGGUGAGAAACGCCACCGAGCACGUGGGCGUGAAGGAGCGCGAGCUGAGCUGGAGGAACUCGGAGUGCUUCGCCGCCUGGUGCAAGUUCGGCAGGAGGGAGUUUAAAGUGGGCGGAGAGCUGCGUAUCGGAAAACAGCCGUACAAACUAAAGCUCCUGCUGGACGGUAAGCAGGUUCAAGAGCUCGAGUUCCAGAGUCUGGACGACGCGGUGAUGGAGAGGAGACGCAGAGACAGGGUUCUGAAUGAGCCGGAGGCACAGAGCUGAACACAGGACCACGAUUGUGCACCUUGUAUCGUAUAUCCAUCAGGUUAUAAACCGCAUCACCUGUAUGUCUUUUCCACAUCCAGUCUUUGUUUCCACAGGUUCUCAGUCCUGCUGGAGGUAAAUGAUCAGCUGAGUAAAUAUACUGUAUAUCCAUCCAUCAAUGCACAUCAUCUGUAAUGUAAAGCACUCCAAAGAGCUGAGCUUGGUUUUUGUUGAAGACACCGGGGAUGAUUUCUAACACUUUUUGGACAACAUUUACUUUUUAAUACUUAUUUUUUUUAUUUCAUAGUGGUGCUUCAUGUGACUAACAGCCCAGAUUCUGAACAGACGAGACACCUGUUUUAAAUAUGCUGUGGAUAGAAUAAAUGCAUACAGUACAUUCCUGUCUAUUCCUUGUUAAACACUCUGUUUUUCAUUGUUGAUUAAGUGAAAGUGUGUAAAUACUCCCCUUUCUGACCUAACAGCCUUGUCCAUAGUGUUUGGACUGAUGUUCUGCAUUAAGCUAAACCAUUUACAUGAGUACACAUGAUUGGGUACUUCAUCAGAUGAUAUGCUACAGAAGCAAAAAUGUGUUGCUUUUUUUUUAACGUGUUCAUCGGCUCUGCUUUAUCUACUCGGUUUAGUCCACCACAGCACUUUGCUGGUCUUCCAGAUGACUAACUACAGCCAAAGGCGCAAUAUGAGUUUUCUGGCCGUGAGGGACGGCAUACGCUUUCUCACCGUGUCGAUCGUAGAAGCACUAGACAAUGUAUGCAGGAGAAGGCAGAUAGCAUUUCCGUCAGACUGUGUUACACUUAAGCAGCGUGAAAAGACGCAGUCAUUUGGCUAUACAAUUCUUAGAGGUUUUAGGGUUCCAGUUGGUGGAACUUCACAGGUGACCAAACUGGAGGACACACACCACACACUACAGACAAUUCAGACAUAUCAAUCAGCAUACAACACACAUCUUUAGCCCGUAGGAAAACUCAGAGGAAACCCCUAAAGCACUCUGAGAGCAUUGGGUGGGGGUGGGUGUGUGUGGUGUAGCUCAGUGUUUAAGCUGUUGGACUACUGAUCGGAAGGUCAUGGGUUCGAACUCCAGCUCCACCAAGCUGCCGCUGAUGGGCCCCUGAGCAAGACCCUUAACCCUCAAUUGCUCAGUGGUAUUUUUUGAAAUAAAAAUGUAAGUCACUCUGGAUCAGGGUGUCUGCUAAAUGCCCUAAAUGUAAGGUAAUGUAAUGCAUAUAAAGCAGAAGGAAUCUAUUAAUGUGGCAAAAUGAAGUUUCUUCUCACAUUUUCAAUAACUAAUUAUGGAUCAUUCCUAACGAUAUGUUUUACCUGAUAAAAUAUUUGUUAGCGUAUCGCAGGAAUCAGUUACAAAAACAGUACAAGUGUAAAAGUGAGCCUUUGGAACUAAGGUGUAAGUUUUAUUGUGAUACAAUAAUCAUGUCCAGAACAAAUGUCUCCUCUGUUUGUGAAUUAAAGUUAAACAAUAUAUUCCAUAUUCUUUAAGUCAAUUAGCACAUUUUGCAGACAAGCAAAAAAAACAACAAAAAAAACGUAUAAAUGUAAACAGAUAAAUUAUUCAAACUCUAUAAAUUUUUGAACUGUAGGAAUUAAUUAACUUUGAAUUCAUCUCAUACCUGAAGUCUUAUUUCAAUAGCAUAGUUUUUAACAUCUUCAAACCUCAGCUUAUUCUUUGUCAUUUUCAGGUAUCAGCUUCAAGAAAUCAUGUUUCAAUAAAUUUAAUUAGUGAUUCAGUAAUGAUUCAGUGAAUGUAAACAGAAAGGGUAAUUGUUAGGAGGAGGAAUGGAACCCUGAAAUACAAGAUGUGUCUCGGUUACACAAUAAACCUUAAAUAAAACAUUUUUGCUGUGUAAUAUUUUACAUAUUGCUGUAAAGUGAUUGAUCAGAGCGGCUUUAAAUCUGUUUUUUAUUUUCAAAACAGACCAUUUUAUAUUUACAUACAUUUUUCAUAUUCCAUUGUUUUUACUUUCAGAAGGAUUUUCUGUAAAUAGUCCUGAUUAGAUUUCACAAUUCAAAAAUCUAAUCAGUUCAUCUGCUUGUUCAAAUAAUAAUCCCAUAUGCAUCCUACAAACGUUCAACCACUCGUUCUUGAUAAAUUUAAUU